UGCUUCAACUUCUCCGCACAGGAAGAUGAGUACAGAAGUCACCAAGCCUGCUCUUGCACCAAAGCCACAAGGUCUCGACCCUUUCAGCUCAGUGCCUCUUUCAAAGUACUCAUCACCUCUUCUCUCAAGAUCGAAACUGGUUCACCAAGGCAAAUCUAUGUCCAGGGGCCCCAAACCUCCCAUUGCCCCAAAACCAGUGUUAUCCCCAUCUACAGAAAGGAGGUGUAUAGAGGACGAGAAUAAUUCCCUGAACAAGUGUGCCAAUGGUGAAGUAGAGUGCCCAGUGGAAAUCUACGAUGCCGAUCAUUACCGAUCAGGGUGCGGAGAUUCUGAGAAGUUGGAUAUAACAUAUGGUGAUUACUUUGCUGAGUCUCAGCUUACUGAUGAAGAAAAUACUGAUUUGGAGUGUGAAAAAAGCUUAUGUUCUGAGGAACCAGCAGAUGUGUGGAAUACUACCUUUGGGGAAGGGGAUAUCACUGAUGACACAAGCUGUAGUCCUUCUCAAGCUGGGGAGGAAGACAGUGGGCAUCCAGACAGUAUGCCGUCCAGGGAUGUUGAAUCAGGGGACUCUACAGAAGUUGACGAUAGUGACAACACUGAUGCUCUCAGCUUAAGAUCUUCAUCGACGGCUGAGGCCGAUAGCUUAGUGCCUAAUUCUGGCUCAAUGCAAUUCAAAAAUGACCUAGGGGACAUGGAUGAUUUCUUACCCACUGACAGCAAUGAAUGUAACAAUGAGGAAGGGGACACAGAUCUUAAAGAUUCAAGCUAUGAAGAUGUCAUUUUGACAGAGGAUGGUGAGGAUAGCCCUACAGCAGAGGAUGAAAAUGAAGGAACUGAAAACUGUGAGAUCUCUUUGCACGAGGCUCCUUGCCACAGCUGUGAAGACAUUCAUGCAUCUUCUGACCAUGGAUUGUUAGAUACUGAUGCCAUAGUUGAAUGUCCUGGACUAGAAACUAGCCCUACCCCAUGUGAGGAGUCAUCCAUGCCUGAACAAGAGGAUUCCUCAGAAAUUACAGAUCAUGUGCUAGAAAACACAGAAGACCCAGCUGUUGAGGGGGACAGUGUUGAACCAUCAAUAGACCUUAAUGAGGAGUCAGUCGUGGCUCUAACAGACUCUACUUUUCAGGAGGCUGGAGAUCAAGAAGACAGUAUAGUCAGUGAAGUGGCAGAAGAAGCAACACAGGAUACUCUUCAGAUGGCUGAGGGCUCCAAAGAAACAGGGGAUGUUGCAGGAGAAGACAAUGCUGAUGACAGCUGCCAAAUCAUUCCAUUUGAAAGUGAGGGUAAUGAUGAUGUGAAUGAGGCAACCCAACAACCUCUGGAUACAGAUACCUGCCCAAGCCUUCUGGAGCCAUUGACAGAGUCUGAAACAGAGCAGAUAGAUGAAACCGAGCCUCUUCCUGGGACCACAUGUUUUAACGAGGAGCCAGACAACUUUGACGCACCACUACAACCUUCUGAGUCCACUGACACAGCUGCAGAUAGUGAAGGAAAUAACAUAUGUGACGUCCCAGCUUUAGUCGCACAGGGUGAAGGACUUGGAGAGGAUGGAGCUGACACAGCAGAGGUGUCACCUGAAGAUCAGGAAACAGAGGUCAAGGAGCUCUCAACGGACAGUGCGGAAAACACACUAGCGGCUGAGGUAACUCCAGAGCCAGAGGAGGAUGACAGCAACCCUUAUGUACUGGAGGACAGUAUCCAGUCCAGAAACAGGAAGUUGCAGCAAACAGAGGACAUUUCUUACAACAAGCCAGAGGGGGAAGCCACUAGGCCCCAUUGUGUAAUGGAGGAAUGUAACCAGGAAGGAGAAAACCAUUUACUUUGCAUAGACAGGAAAAACAUUGUUACAAGGACAAGAUCCUACUCAGGAAAAAUACCUGGUAAUGUCCCAGAGACUGUCCCAGAAGAGACAGCGGCAGAGAUGGACUCUCAGCCACCAAGCAUUGACCCUUUUCUCAACACAAAGUGUGAAAAGCCAGAGUCAAAACCUAUUGACUUUCUCAGGGCUCUACCAAGGAAGCCAAGUCGUUUUAUUCUCUACCCUCGGUCUUACUCAGUGGAGGGCAGAGAAAAUGCAGCUUCAAUGUAUAUUGAAUCAGAUAUCACUUUCUCUCCAUUUAUCAUUAGCUCCUCUGGUAGUUUUUCACAGAGAAAUCAUAAUUCCUCCAGCGGAAUGUCCACACCUACCUCACUGAUGGACAUUCCACCGCCCUUUGAACUUGCCAGCAUUACAAAGAAACCCAUUACCAAAAGCUCCCCGUCGCUUUUGAUCGAAAAUGAAUCUUCUGACAAAUGUUUCAAAAAGAAAAAGUCAUCAUUCAAAAAAUUCCUUACCUUAAAGUUUAAGAAGAAGACAGAAAACAAGGUCCAUGUUGACGUCAAUGUAUCUUCUUCAAGGUCUUCUUCAGAGUCGAGCUACCAUGGCCCAUCCAGAUUCAUAGACAUGGAACGAAGGAGUCUUGGGAAUUCUCCUCAAUUGCAGAGUCGUUCUGGGAUGCAUUGUCACCCUGAUUCCCCCACAGCUAUCCUCUACUAUAAGGACAUGAAGAGGAAAGGAACCUCCAAGGCCUUUGGCAGGAGCGUGGCCAGGGUUGAGUCUUUCGAGGAUCGUUGCAGGCCACCAUUUAUGCCUUUGCCAUUAACCAAACCCAGGUCUAUUUCUUUUCCCAACGCUGACACCUCCGAUUAUGAAAACAUCCCAGCGAUGAAUUCCGAUUAUGAAAAUAUACAGAUUCCACCUCGAAGACCAGCGAGAGCGGGGACGUUUACAGAAUUUUUUGAGGAUCCCAGCAGGGCUUUGUCUUCCGCCAACGAGAACGAUGGAUAUGUUGACAUGAGCAGUUUCAAUACCUUUGAGGUCAAAACGCAGACAACAGAGCAGGAAACUGAAAGUGCCUACACCGAACCAUACAAAGUGUGCCCCAUUCCUAUGGGAAACGCAGAGGACGUCACCUCCGACGAAGAGCAGAAGAGUUCUGAAGAUGAAGAGAGCAGCUCGGGAGGAAAUGGAGGAGUGCAAAAGAGGGACGGACCGACCAGAGCGCUGGCGAUCGUGGAGGACCUGCUCACCUCGGAAAGAGAGUAUGUGGAAAUGCUGAGACACUUGCACACUGAAUUCCACAUGGCCAUCCUCAGGGCUCUGGGCCCUGAAGAGGAGGAUGGGGAAGAGGAGCUAAGACUGAGACACGGACUCAGCCAGCUGCUGCACAUCUACCUGUUGCAUGAAGAGGUUCUCGGAGAGCUGGAACAGAGGAUCCAGAACUGGGAAGAGAACCAGAAAAUUGCAGACAUCUUCCUAAGCCGGGAAGCCAGGUUUCAGUACCACACGGCUUUUAUCGUUGCCUUCGACAAGACGAGCGCUGCGCUCGAUGACUGUAGUAUGAAAGCUCCCAGCGUGGCGGCUGUCAUAAGAGACUUCGAGAGGAUCUUCCAGAGAAGACAGUCGAGCAUCAAACAUGAACUGAUGAAAGUGGUGCAGAGGAUCUUCAAGUAUCACAUGAUCCUUACAGAUUAUGUGAACAAUCUCUGUCCAGACUGGGCGGAAUACGAAGAUACCCAAGCUGCCUUGCUCAUUGUCUCAGAAGUCGCAGACCGAGCUAAUGAGAGUAUGCGUCACGGGGAAAAUCUACAGAAGUUGGUUCAGAUCGAGUACAGCGUCAGGGGACAGGGCGGCCUGCUCCAGCCGGGAAGAGCGUUUGUGAAGGAAGGCACGCUGAUGAAGGUGUCCGGAAAGGCCCGCCACCCUCGCCAUUUGUUCCUGAUGAACGACGUCCUUCUUUAUACCUACCCUCAAAAGGAUGGAAAGUACCGACUGAAGAACACGCUCUCCAUCCCCGGAAUGAGGGUGAGCCGGCCAAUUGUGGAAAAUGCUCAGAAUGUCCUGAAAAUUGAAUGUAUGGAGUGCUGCCUGACUCUGUCUGCCAGCUCCUGCUCGGAGAGAGACGACUGGUUCAGCUGUAUCAGCAGGACAGUGCAAGAAUAUUACAAAGCUCCGACUGUGUCUAUCUACAACAAUGUAGAGGUGCGGGAAAGGUUGGGGAUGAGCCUGGGGGAGCGGCCGCCCAGUGUGGUUCACAUGUCCCACGUCAUGAUGUGUAUGAACUGCAGCAGUGACUUCACGCUGACGCUGAGACGCCAUCACUGUCACGCCUGCGGGAAGAUUGUUUGCCGCAGCUGCUCCAGGAACAAAUACCCUCUGAAGUACCUAAAAGAUCGUCCGUCCAAAGUCUGCAACUGCUGCUACGCCGAGCUGCGGAAAAGAGAGCUCGCUACAGCCAGUGCCAAUUCCUCACCGCAAAUGCCAAGAUCGGCAACCAGCACCUUCACGUCCAUGUUUCAAAGCAUCCACCCGUCUGCUUUCAAGAGGCAUAAGAAAGUGCCAUCAGCUCUGCUGGAGGCAGCAGUGUCCGGAGAAAACGCUUCCAUCAGCGGCUACUUACACCGAUGCAAAAAGGGCAAAAAGUACUGGAAGAAACGCUGGUUUGUUAUUAAAGGCAAAGUGCUGUACACGUACACCGCCUGCGAGGAAAAAAUUGCCACAGAAAGUUUACCUUUAUUAGGUUUCCACAUUGUGCCUGAGAACUGGGACCAGAACCCCAAGCUAGGCACAGUGUUCCAGCUCUAUCACAAGCAGACCUUGUACUAUAGCUUCAAAGCGGCAGACACCAAUACAGUGAUCAGGUGGGUUGAUGCCAUAAAAGCAGCAUCGGUGUUAUAGCAUUUGCUAAUCAGAAGGCCGCUAAACCAAUGAACAUUAUCUGAAUGUAAAUCCUCAAGAUUGAACUGGAAAUCAAAGAAAAAAUACAAAUUACAGAAUUUAUAGGAAGUCGCGUGUCGCCCCCUGCAGG
Nanorana parkeri is the source of this 4847-nucleotide messenger RNA. RefSeq names its product FYVE, RhoGEF and PH domain containing 5 (gene FGD5). Gene Ontology annotation, cellular component: cytoplasm. Gene Ontology annotation, molecular function: metal ion binding; guanyl-nucleotide exchange factor activity. Bases 26 to 4717 code for a protein of 1563 amino acids. The record is from RefSeq and is a predicted model, not a curated record. Lineage: Eukaryota; Metazoa; Chordata; Amphibia; Anura; Dicroglossidae. The transcript is spliced from 21 exons.